Closterium sp. NIES-65 is the source of this 1458-nucleotide messenger RNA. The record is from the annotation of a GenBank genome assembly. NCBI's taxonomy places the organism in Eukaryota, Viridiplantae, Streptophyta, Zygnematophyceae, Desmidiales, Closteriaceae.
AUGACACGGCAGACGGGCUUUAUGACUGCUGCUGGAGUGAGGCGAAUGAGAAUCUUCUUGUGUCUGCCAGUGGCGAUGGCAGUGUCAAGGCAAUCAGUGGACUGGAACGUUGUGCGCCGCGACUCCUUCCUCUCAUCAUCCUGGGAUGACACAAUCAAGUCCCUUCCGCUGCAGAGCUUAUCUCAGUCUGGUCCGACUUUUGAGGCGCCUCAAAAGCAUGCUAUUCUCCUCCAGCUGCAUCUGUCUCUCGUCAUUCCUCCUUCCAACGCUGAGCAUUGGAGUCCUUUAGCUCAACUCACAUCUGGCGAUUGCACUCUCCGCAUCUGGGACCUCCGUGAGCCGCGAUCAGUGCUCGUUCUCCCAGCCCACGACAUGGAAAUCCUCUCCUGUGACUGGAACAAGUACGGCGGCGGGUCACUCAUCGCCACAGCUUCGGUCGACCGAACCAUCUGCAUGUGGGACAUCCGUGCGCCCCGGCCUGGGCCCGGCCGUCCCGAGCCUCUGGCUCGGUUGCAAGGGCAUGCGUAUGCGGUUCGGCGCGUGCGGUGCUCGCCGUUCCAUGAGCCGUUGCUUGCUUCGGCGUCGUAUGACAUGACCGCGGCGCAGCAGCUGGCGCGGUGGCGGCAGCAGCAAGGCGCGAGCUGGCAGUCAUUCGCGCUGGACCUCGCACUCGGCGGCGCGCUAGGCGGCGUGUCGCACACGAUCGUGGCGCCGAUCGAGCGCGUGAAGCUGCUGCUGCAGACGCAGGACAGCAACGCCGCGAUUCUCGCGGGGCAGCACCGGCGGUACCGCGGGUUCGUGGACGCGGUCACGACGAUCGUGAAGGAAGAAGGCUUUUGGGCGCUGUGGCGCGGGAACGGGACGAGUGUCAUGCGCUACUACCCGUCUCUCGCGCUCAACUUCGCGUUUAAGGACUACUAUCGCGUUCUCUUCGCCCCCUCGCACCUACUCAUAGACCCUUCCGCCACGCGAAUCGCAGCGGGAAACUUUCUGGCAGGCGCAGCAGCAGGAGCCACGAGCCUCCUAGUCACUUACCCCCUAGACGUGGCGCACACGCGCCUAGCCACCGAUAUAGGCACGCGCCGGCAGUUUGCAGGCAUGCGAUCCGUUAUUGCGGCGCUCUGGCGAGCAGAGGGGAUCAAAGGCUUAUAUCGCGGAUUUCCUGCGUCCGUACAUGGGAUCAUCGUGCAUAGGAGUUUGUACUUUGGCGGGUUCGAUAGUGCCAAGCAGCUGCUGUUGAAGGGUCACGGCGGGGGAGGGAGAGGAGGAGCGGGAGGAAGAGGGGAUGGAGGAGAGGGAGGAGGGGGAGGAGGAGGGGCAGCGUUAGUGGGGGGAGGAACGAGUGGAGCAAACAGCGGGGGGCUCUUCAGCAAUAUCCUCCGAGGCACUGGGGCGGCAUUUAUUCUUGUCAUGUAUGACGAGGUUCGGCAGUUUGUGCAUGGGGAUAAGGGGCUGUAG